This is a messenger RNA of Dromiciops gliroides (monito del monte), 3175 nucleotides long. It is a transcript of the gene SERPINF2, whose product is annotated as serpin family F member 2. Lineage: Eukaryota; Metazoa; Chordata; Mammalia; Microbiotheria; Microbiotheriidae. Gene Ontology annotation, biological process: negative regulation of endopeptidase activity; negative regulation of fibrinolysis. The record is from RefSeq and is a predicted model, not a curated record. Gene Ontology annotation, molecular function: serine-type endopeptidase inhibitor activity. Bases 396 to 1994 code for a protein of 532 amino acids. The transcript is spliced from 9 exons.
CACUCCAAGCCAGUUCUGGUCACAGCCUGCCCCAAGUCAUCACCGAGGCUCAUGGGAACAAGUGGUCCCCAAGUAUCCUGUACCAUGCUCCUCUCCUUCCAACUCUUCCCACUGACCAGGCAACUGUUGUGUAAUGAUCCUAGGGAUUUAGCUUUGGAGGUAGAAGGCAUCAGGCCGAUUCCCUCACUCGGCAGCUAGGUGGAGGGAGUCAGGAAGGCCAAUACAGCCCCAGGACCAUCUGAGACGCGUGACCCUUGACAAAUCACCUGGUUUUUCUCAGCCUCUGGUUCCUCAUCUAUAAAAAGGGGAUAAUCACAGCCCUCAUGCUUUUAUGAGGAUCAAAUGAAACAAUGUAAAGUGCUUUGUGAACCAUCAAACUGCUGGCCUUUGGGACCAUGGCACCACCAAUCUGGGCCCUUCUGCUUCUGGGCCUGUCUGUCCUGCCUAGAUCCUGUUUAUCGGAGUCAGUCCAUGAUGUCUUUGUGGAGGGGCAGAAACAGGAGAAAGUACCCCUGCUUCUCCUCCUCAAGUCAGGCAAUCAGGAUUCAGAGAGGACACCAGAGGGUCUCACAGGGCCAUCAGCAAACCCUGGGGCUUUGAACUUUCCCCCUGACACGGAGGAGCAUCCCAGGAAAGUAGAUUCCUUCAUCUCUGGGGCUCCAAUGGAGCUGGACAGCUGCUUGGAGCCCACAGGGGAAGCCGGGCAGAGAGAGGAGGCCGGCUGCACGGAGUCCCCCUCAGCAGAGCAGACCCAUAAACUGGCCGACGCCAUGAUGGAGUUCACUUUAGACUUGUUUGCUAAAGUCCUGCAGGAAUCCACGAGCCCCAAUGUGGUCUUAUCGCCCCUCAGUGUUGCUCUAGCAUUGUAUCAUCUUGAACUAGGAGCCAGGACUAAGACGGUCCAGCAGCUGCAAAAGGUCCUGCGUGUGGAAUCUCUGAACUGCCUGCACCAUACACUUAGUGGUGUCCGCCGGGAGCUGAGCCGCACUGCCCUACAGAUGGUGGCCAGGAUGUAUGUGGAAAAAGGCUUCCCAAUCAAACAAGAAUUCGUGGAGCAGUCAGAGAGAUUUUUUGGUGCAAAGCCUGCCAUCCUAAAAGGGAAUGAGGGGGAUGACCUUCAGAUCAUCAACCAAUGGGUGAAGGAGGCCACAAAGGGGAAGAUCGAGAACUUUCUGUCGCAGCUCCCGGAGAACACAGUGAUGCUACUCCUUAAUGCCAUGUAUUUUCAGGGUUUCUGGAAGACCAAGUUUGAUCCCAGUCUGACAAAGACUGAUGUUUUUCACCUGGAUGAGAAGUAUGUAGUCCCUGUGGUAAUGAUGAAGGCCAAUAAAUACCCUCUGCGUUGGUUCUUGCUGGAACAGGCAGAUGUACAGGUGGCUCAAUUCCCUUUCAAAAACAACAUGAGCUUUGUGGCCGUGGUGCCCAGCCAGUUUGAGUGGAAUGCCUCCCAGGUGCUGGGCAACCUGAGCGGGGCUGCCCUGUACCAGCCCUUCCUCAAGGAGAGGCCCACCGAGGUGAUGAUACCCAAACUGCACCUGGACCACCAGAUGGAUCUGGUCUCAAUCCUUGGCCAGUUGGGCCUCCAAGAGCUGUUCCAUGCCCCAGACCUGAGUGGAAUCUCAGAGAAGAAUCUGGUGGUGUCCAGUGUCCAGCAUCAGGCCACCCUCGAGCUGGACGAGGCUGGUGUGGAGGCAUCUGCUGCCACCAGCGUGGUCAUGUCCCGCAUGUCCCUCUUCUCUGUCAACAUGAACCGGCCCUUCCUCUUUUUCAUCUUUGAUGAUGUCACCCACCUUCCACUCUUUGUGGGCAGCGUCAAAAACCCCAACCCCAGUGGGCAGAAAGAGAUCAAGGAACAGCGUGAUGCCCCCGACAAUAAGGAUUUCUUCCCAGGACUGAAAUACUUCUCUGUGAAAGACAAGUUCUUUGGCACCAACUUGAAAUUCUCUCCCCCCAAGGAGGAAGAGGACUACCCCGAAGUCCAGAACCCCAAGUGAAGGCAGAUGGGGUUGUGACAGCAUCCUGUGCCCUCCAGUCCAACCUGAAUGUCCCCUCUGAGGUUGGAAUUGGGACAGGGACUCUGACCUCUUGUGACUGUUUCUGACCAGUCUGCCAAUAUGGGAUGAGGCACUGGUGCCAGGGGAGGGGUAUGGGAUCAAGACUAGAGAUUGAUUGGGACAGGGGAGGAGAGGAUAAGAAGAUCCCAUUCCCCUCCCUUCUCCUUGGGAUAAUGAUGGGACUGGGGUGGGAGGGCAGCAAGGGGGAGGGCAUUAAGGAAAUGUAGGCUAUCAGGGGUGGGAGGGAUGGGCCACUUUAUCCUCCUGUGUUAGACAUUGCCAAAGAGUUGGAAGGAUUUCUCUUUUUGGGGGCUUGGGAUCUGCACACUCAUUGUCAAUGACAAAGGUCAUUCACAAAAGAAAUUGCAGCACUUCAUAGUUUGUUUACAGUUAUUCUGGUGGAGAGGGUAGGGGUACAGUGGUGGAAGGUGAGGGAGGGAGCAAAAACUGCUUGGUGCCCCUUCUGGUAGUAGAGGACUGGGACAAACCCACCAGUGUUGGUGGAACACAGUUACCUUACUCUAAGGAAAGGGUUGGCUAUUGGCAGGGGCAGUGGGAGCAAAAAAGAUGGCAACUGGCUUAUUAAAAUCACAGAUCCUGGAUUUGUAGCUGGAAGGGACCUAAGAGCUAAACCUCCCCUCAUUUUAUACAUGAAGAAACAGGUCCCACGGGACAGACUUGGCCAAAGCCACAAUAGCUAUUAGACCUCUGGUUUCAGGACCCCAUACCAUUGGUGGCAUCUGACUGGGAUUUGGUCCUGGCUCUUCUUUGUGACUUUGGGCAGGUAAAAUGAAGAGGGGUGAACUAGAUAAUCCCUAAGGUCCCAUCUUGCUCUAAUGUUCCUAGAGUUGAUGGCAACAUCAAGGUGAAAUACCAAAAGGGAGACCCUCAUUGACCUCAUGCCAUGUUCUCCCUAUCCCACAGCAACCCAGGCUUGACCCCUCCCCCUCCCCUUACCUCACCUCCAACUAUCCCCGAGGAUCCAAAAGUCACCAGAUUGGCUCUCCUUCUCUCCUCUGAGUACCACUUGUAGUGGGCAGGGAGGGUGGCUGGAGGCUUGUUUUGUAAAGUUUUUCUAGUGAUUUUUAUGUCAUCUGAAUAAUAAAGAAUGAAUUGGCCAA